AUGGAAAAAAUAAAUAAAAGACCACUCUCAAAGAAAGAACUCGAAAUAUGCAUAGAAAAUUUAGCGGAUCUUUCAGAUUUGUCCGAAUGCGAUGAAGAAGACGAUCCUUGUUACGAAAAUAGUAUCCAUUCUCCUUCUGUACACCUAGACCAACCAGAUGCUUGCCUAGUAGAACAACGUCUUGAAGAAAUGUUUGGCUUCGAAGAAACUUGUGAUGACUAUAUCGUACUAAAUGAACCAAUAACAGAGCCUGAUAAAUUAUUAUCAAUUCUAAGUGAAGAUUUAUCGCCCACGAUUCCCAUCAAUCACUUACCGGACAUUUCAGUAAACGACUUUUUGGAGGAUGAUGAACCAGAAUCUAACACUGUACGCAGAGAUCGCUCACAACUACGACAAUGGGAGGUAGAAGAUAUAAGUCAUGAAAUUCCAAAUUUUGGAAAGCGUUUCAAGCCCGUGGUUACUGACACACAUAAAACUUCGCCUAUAACUAUAUUUGACCGUUUUUUUCCUGACAUAUUGAUAUUAAUAUUAGCCGAACAAACCAAUAAAUACGCCAGCCAGAGAAACAGCGCUCAAUGGAAACCAGUUACUGAGAAAGAUAUAAGAGCCUAUUUGGGAGUUUUAAUUCUGAUGGGAUUGAACCCUCUUCCAGAUAUGGAACUCUAUUGGUCGACCGAUACAUUUUACUAUAACAAAGAAAUGGCGCAAGUUUUUCCACUCACUAGAUUUAAAAAAAUCACUGAAAAUCUACAUUUAAAUGAUAACCAAACCCAACCAUCAAGAGAUUCUCCUGAUUAUGAUAAAUUACACAAGGUCAGACCUCUAAUAAUAGAAUUAAACAAAAUAUAUCAGAAGGAAGCUUGUAAUUCCCAAAUCCAAUCAGUUGACGAAUGUAUGGUCAAAUUUAAAGGACGCAGCUCCUUAAAACAAUAUAUGCCCAAAAAAACCAUUAAAAGGGGUUUUAAAGUCUGGGCGAGAUGCGACGCAAAAACCGGCUAUUUAUAUCAAUUUGAAAUUUAUACUGGUAAAGGCGACAGCAUUGAAAACGAAGGUCUCGGAUACAAUGUCGUUAUGAAAUUAUGCAAUAAUGUCCCUAGAAACACUUUGGUUGCCUUUGAUAAUUUUUUCACGAGCUGUAAUCUAAUGGAAGAUCUCUACGACAAAGUACGUAAAAAGGACGCAAAAGGAUGGCUCAAGAAAAGAGAUACUUUGCCCAAAAGCUAUUGCAGAAUAUACACUUUCCAUGGAUGGAGUUGA
This is a messenger RNA of Bombyx mori (domestic silkworm), 1257 nucleotides long. Its product is annotated as piggyBac transposable element-derived protein 2-like. The record is from RefSeq and is a predicted model, not a curated record. Bases 1 to 1257 code for a protein of 418 amino acids. Lineage: Eukaryota; Metazoa; Arthropoda; Insecta; Lepidoptera; Bombycidae. The transcript is spliced from 2 exons.